AUGAAGAUAAUUAGCAAGCAUGAUCCAAAAGGAGGAUUGCAAGUUGCUUUAGACAUUGAAUCGUGGGCGAUAAAGCCAAUGACAUAUAAUGAAUCUGAGGGGCAAUGGGAGUAUGUUGUAGACACAGGUGAUAAAGAAGUUGAGAAGGUUCAUUUUAAGUUCAUCGAUGGUAAUGGGACUUGGUUUACCGAUAAUGAUUUCCCCAAAGAAUUUGAUGAUAUUGGAAAUGAAAACAACGUUAUUUAUUCUAACAGCAAUGGCCCCGAGCUAAAGAAUUACGUAACUAAUACAAAUGAUGCGAAUGAUUCGCCAACCAACACCCCAAAGGAACAAAACUUGGCUUCUCUUCCAGAAACAAAGACUGUAAACAACAACGACACAAAGAAGGAAGAAAAAGACAAGAAUGUUGAAGCAGAGAAAGCGAAAGGGGAAAAUAAUGAUAAAGGGGUAAAGGAUGAACCAAAACCAACUAAUUUCGAAAAUAACAAGCUAGGUUCAACAACACAAAACAAAACUGGUGAAGAACACUCACAACCCCAAGAGGAAGUUCAAGAACCGGCUGCUAAAGCAGAAACCGCAACGAAGAAAGAAGUCUCUAAAGAGAGACCCACUACUGCCGAGACGUCAGUAACUCAUAGGAGUGAUCCAAUUACCGAAUAUUCUUCAUUUUUGGACAGAAUAAUACUGUUUUUGAAGAGAACAAUCAGCAAAUGGUUUAGCUUCCAGGGAUCUUCAUCGACAAAUUCUUGA
Molecule: messenger RNA, 750 nt
Organism: Kluyveromyces marxianus DMKU3-1042
Lineage: Eukaryota; Fungi; Ascomycota; Saccharomycetes; Saccharomycetales; Saccharomycetaceae
Gene: UIP4
Product: Uip4p
Exons: 1
Coding region: 1-750 (249 amino acids)
Source: RefSeq, a predicted model, not a curated record